AUGGGUAGCAACCAAGCGGCAGUCUCCUUCUUGACCAAUCUAGCACGCGCCGCCUUGGGCCUCGGCGCCUCAGCCACAAUCCUCAAUUCCUCCCUCUACACCGUCGACGGUGGCCAGCGUGCUGUCCUCUUCGAUCGUUUCCGUGGAGUCAUUGACGAUACUGUCGGAGAAGAUCUGCAGAUGGUUAACCUAACUUUACGUGUCCUAUCUCGCCCCGAAGUCAACAAAUUGCCCUCCAUAUUCAAAACCCUUGGUCUCGAGUACGACGAGAAGGUUCUUCCGUCUAUUGGGAAUGAAGUUCUGAAGGCUGUUGUUGCUCAAUUUAACGCCGAUCAGCUUCUCACCGAGCGUCCGCACGUGUCGGCGUUGGUUCGUGACAGCUUGAUCCGCAGGGCUAAGGACUUCAACAUUGUGCUUGAUGAUGUAGCGAUCACUCACCUGUCUUAUGGCGCGGAGUUCUCAAAGGCCGUGGAGCAGAAGCAGGUGGCUCAGCAAGAGGCUGAGAGGUCUAAGUUUGUGGUUGCUAAGGCGGAACAGGAGAGGCGAGCUGCAAUCAUAAGGGCUGAAGGAGAGAGUGAGUCUGCUAAGUUGAUAUCUGAUGCAACAGCUGCUGCUGGAAUGGGAUUGAUUGAGCUUAGGAGAAUUGAAGCAUCGAGGGAGAUCUCUACAACCCUGGCCAGGAGUAACAAUGUCAUGUACCUUCCGAACACAGGGAGCCAGAUGCUUCUAGGGCUUAAUCCAUCUCGCUAA
Molecule: messenger RNA, 750 nt
Organism: Lactuca virosa
Lineage: Eukaryota; Viridiplantae; Streptophyta; Magnoliopsida; Asterales; Asteraceae
Source: the annotation of a GenBank genome assembly